Molecule: messenger RNA, 1857 nt
Organism: Histoplasma capsulatum G186AR
Lineage: Eukaryota; Fungi; Ascomycota; Eurotiomycetes; Onygenales; Ajellomycetaceae
Product: NADP-dependent malic enzyme MaeA
Exons: 6
Coding region: 1-1857 (618 amino acids)
Biological process (GO): pyruvate metabolic process; malate metabolic process
Cellular component (GO): mitochondrion
Molecular function (GO): NAD binding; malate dehydrogenase (decarboxylating) (NAD+) activity
Source: RefSeq, a predicted model, not a curated record
AUGAGUCACAGCGUACCCCGUUUCCAGCAGCGCAGCUGUGUGCAUUCCUCCGCGCUGGUCAAUGUUCCUGCAGACGGCUCCUAUGACACCGCAAACCCUGGCUACAUCCGCAAAUACCUUCGAUCGUACGGUCUGACGCCUCCGCGCGUGGAAAGCUAUGAGACACAAAAGACAAGAUGCUUGAGGCAGCUUGCUGUGAAAGCAACCGCCAUCGACAAGUUCCUCUACCUCAGCACUCUACGCCGGAAUAACGUCCAUCUUUUCUACCGUUUGGUUGUAGACCAUUUAAAGGAACUCACCCCGCUGAUAUACACGCCCGUUGUGGGUGAAGCUUGUCAGAGAUGGUCCGAAAUAUACCAACAGCCUGAAGGUUGUUUAGGAAUGUAUAUCAGUUACGAGGAUAGAGGCAAUAUUGCAGCUGUCAUCCAAAAUUGGCCCCAGCCACAUGUCGAUAUUACCGUUAUCACGGAUGGCUCUAGAAUCCUUGGCUUGGGAGACCUUGGCAUCAACGGAAUGGGUAUUCCCAUUGGAAAGCUUGCCCUAUACACCGCCUGCGCUGGUAUCAGGCCGGAAGCCACUCUGCCUCUAACCCUAGAUCUGGGAACGAGCAAUAAGGCGUUGAGAGAAGAUCCUCUUUAUCUAGGUAGUCGUCGAAACAAGGUGAGCCCAGAGCAAGAAUUGGAAUUUAUGGACGAACUGAUGACCGCUCUGACCGAGAAAUGGCCUGGGCACUCUCUUUUACUUUGUCUUGCUAAUAAGAUACUCAGCGUUGUCAUUCAAUUUGAAGAUUUCAAGAACCCAUUCCCAGCUCUUGAACGGUACCGCCAUAGAUUUACCUGCUUCAAUGACGACAUCCAGGGAACCGGUGCGGUUAUCCUUGCUGGAGUCAUAAAUGCCGUAAAACAAUCUGGCAUUCCGGCUAAGGAGCACAAAGCCGUCUUCCUUGGAGCAGGAAGUGCUGGUGUUGGUGUCGCCAAGCAAAUUGUCGAUUUCUUCGUUCGCGAAGGAAUGACGGAAGACGAGGCCAAGGCCUGUUUCUACCUCGUUGACACUAAGGGUCUCGUGACGGCGGAUCGAGGGGAUCAACUUGCCUCGCAUAAGGUUUACUUUGCACGAACUGAUAAUCAGGGCCUACAGUUAAAGACAUUGAGUGAGGUUGUUGAUCACGUCAAGCCCACCAUGCUCAUGGGCCUGUCGACCCUGGGAGGUGUAUUUACCCCAGAGAUCCUCAGAAGUAUGGCCUCCUUCAGCAAGCGACCCAUAAUCUUCCCCCUCUCGAACCCGUCCGCGAACUCGGAAUGCGACUUCGAAUCUGCCAUCAUACACACCGAUGGCCAGGCAUUAUUCGCCUCCGGCUCUCCCUUCCAGCCAUUUUCCUAUAAGAACUCCGCUGGACAGAUAAAGACUUACUACCCAGGUCAGGGCAACAACAUGUACGUCUUCCCCGGUAUCGGUCUGGGGACCAUCCUUAGCAAGGCCGUCGAAGUCACCGACAGCAUGAUCUACGCAUCCGGCGAAGCUCUCUCCAAAACCCUUACCUCAGAGGAACUCGAACACGGCCUCCUCUACCCAGACCUCACCCGGAUCAGAGAUGUGAGCGUCAUCGUAGCACGCGGAGUCAUCCGCGCAGCGCAGGAGGCAAAGGUCGAUCGGGAAACGGGCAUUCGCGAUCUGAGCAAUGCAGACAUGGAUGCCUGGAUCCGGUCGAAGAUGUACGCGCCACAUUCCGAGGUUGCGUCGUUGGAGCGCGAGGUGGGUAUCCUGCUCUCGUCGAUUGGCCGGCCGAGCUAUAAUAAUAAUAAUGGCUGGGAGAUGGUGUCAGAUGAAGAUGCGAAUGAUAAGGGGGCUAAGUUGUGA